AUUAUGAGUGAGGAGGCACCGAAAGUGGCUAAACAGCCAAUGACGGAUGAGGAGAGACUUGCUCUCUGCCAGAAACUGGAUAAAGAGUUGGAUGACUUCAUAGAUAGCUUAGAGAAGAAGAGAUACACAGAAGGAUGGAGCGAAGAUACUUGGGAGGAAGAAAUGGACAAACAUCCAUUUUUCAUGAAGUCUACCCCUGAAGAUGGUGCCCUGUCACCCCUGGCCGAAGGUCUGGCCAAGCUGAAGUAUGACCCGGAGGAGAACACACCGCUGGAGCUCGCUGCCAACUACAAGGAGGAUGGCAACUUCAAUUUCAAGCAUAAAAACUAUAGGCUGGCUAUAUUAGGUUAUACCGAAGGCAUCAAACAGAGAUGCAAUGAUGCAGAAAUAAAUGCAAGCUUAUACAACAACCGGGCCGCAAGUCAUUGGCAUCUAAAGAAUUAUAGAUCAGCCUUGUUUGACAGUGAGAAGGCUCUUAGUUUCAACGCAAACCAUACCAAGGCUCGGAUCCGUGCCGCAAAGGCAGCUUUAGAAGUAACCAAAUAUGACACUUGCAUAGAACACUGUCAGAAACUUUUAGAAGGUGAAUCUAAAGAUAAAGAAAUAGUUGAACUAUUAAACACAGCAAAGAAGAAGAAACAGCAACAGGAACGUGACCAAAGAAGGAAAGAGAGGAAAAAUGAAAAGGACAGUGAACAAAAGGAUCAAGUCAUAAAGGCUAUUAUUCAACGAGGAAUCAAAAUAUCAAAAUGCGAUGAUGAGGAUGACAUAGAUUUGUCUAAGUUGGAACCGAGUUUACCAGGAGCACAGGAUGCCAUAGUACAUAUUGAAGAUGGUGUACUACGGUGGCCUUUACUGCUUUUGUAUCCAGAAUUUCAAAUGACAGACUUUAUUAGAGGUUGUCCUGAAAACGUACCGUUAUUAAAUCAGUUGGAACAAGUCUUCCCAGCACCUUGGGAUGAAGAGAAUAAGUACAGUUGUUCUAAAAUCAAUGUAUAUUUCGAAGGUUAUGAUAAAAUGCCUCAUGUGAUUGAUCCUUCGAAGAAUCUUGGUGAUUUAUUAGUAACGAAGUACUAUGAAUUGAAGGCUGGCACUCCAGCAUUCUUUAUUCUACCUCGAGGUAGUGUUGUUGAACGCAGGUUUUUGGAAAGUUACAUUUGAUUGUAAUAUUGUUUUAUUAUAUUUUAUUUAAGUUGAAAUAAAUUAAGUUUUGUAUAUUGAAUGUUGAA
Molecule: messenger RNA, 1229 nt
Organism: Spodoptera frugiperda (fall armyworm)
Lineage: Eukaryota; Metazoa; Arthropoda; Insecta; Lepidoptera; Noctuidae
Gene: Dpit47
Product: DNA polymerase interacting tetratricopeptide repeat-containing, protein of 47 kDa
Exons: 3
Coding region: 4-1161 (385 amino acids)
Molecular function (GO): Hsp90 protein binding
Source: RefSeq, a predicted model, not a curated record